ACUCCAAUACUACACAUCGAUAUCGCUAUCGAUUACUAUUCGGGAACAGUUUGGUCAGCUGUCAACUCGGGUAUUGUUUAUGUUUAGUUUGCAGGACACAACAAAACGACGGUUUGUUCUAGUAUUAAUCUAUUUAAAAUGAGCCGAACAGAUGUUUCCUGUGUAAAAUGGGUGGACUUUAGUGAUCACAUGUUUUCCACCUUUUUGGAUGUCUAUUUGAAUGCCCUAUAUACGGAUGUGACCCUAGUGUUGGCAGAUGGAGGUCAUCUAACGGCCAGUAGAAUGGUACUAUCGAUGGCUUCUAGAUUUUUCGAGGACAUAUUCUGUACUACUUUCACUGCGAUGCCGUUCGGUGGAAGUGGUGGGCUGCAAGAAAUAAAGGUCAUGAUUCCGGAUGUUAGUUGUGGAAUCAUGAAAAAUGUGCUUCAAUUCAUUUACACCGGAGAAGUGCACAUGAACGCGAGGGACAUGGCGGAUUUCUUAGAGGCUUGCAAGUUGUUCCACUUAAAGGGACUGGACUAUCAGAAUGGCAAUAUUACUGGAAUUAAAAUAAGUGGAUCUAACAUUAUCACUCCGGUACAGUUCGAUUUUGAUGAACUGCAGGAAUCGUACGUGGAAGCAUCGUCGGAUGGAGCGGGCGAGUCUGAAGUGAGUGUCAUCGAGGCAGGAACAAGUUUGGACAUAGUUGAAGAAACCAGCUUCACUCAAAUGGAGGUAGAGAAAAAUGUUUUGGAAAAUGAACAAUCAAUUAAUCAGUACUACGAGAUUGAAAUGGAUAUGUCUGGAUUGGACUCGAAACCCGUACAUGAAACAGUGUCAAUAAAAGGCGAUGAUUUGGAAGCAAUUCCCAAUUUGGAAACUCCCUCUGAUAUCAAAGUAAAAAUGAACGAAAGCGGAGAGUCUUCCGUUCAAUCAAAAAAGCGCGCCAAAAACAUUGAAUACGGAACUCGUUUGGACGAAGCAAUACAUACUAUCAUUCAGGAAGGUACCAGCUUUCGAACGGCUUCUAUUCAAUACGGCAUUCCAAAAACCGUCCUCUGGCGAAAGGCAGUAAAAGCACCCAACUAUAAAACCGAACGUCUUGAACUGCCUUCCCCGCGAAAGGAAGCCAUUGAAGCAUUGAAAUCAGGCGAAAAACUCCUGAACAUCAGCAAACGGUUUGAUAUUCCGUUGUCUACGUUGCAUCGAGACAAACUGAAACUUUACAGCGAAGGAACUCUACCUGAUAACGUUUCGUUGAAACAGCGGGACAAAGGUUCAGACUUUAAGCAACGCGUUCUAGAAGCGGCCCAGCAAUGCUUGUUGGGAUUCAUGUCCCAAUCGGAAGCAUCCAAAUUCUACAAACUGCCGAAGACUACCAUCUGGAGGCGGAUCAAGGCAUUACGAAGAGAAAGUGACGCAAAAGGCGAUUUCAAGAGGGAAAUCGGUUCCACCGAAAAUGAUCUGAAGGUCGAAUUAGAACAGGCAUUAGAAGACCAUGAGGAAGAACAUCUCGAUCCAGAAUUCGUUGUGAUGGUUUGAUGCUAAAUGAUGCAUGUUAACUUAUCCAAACUGAUCAGAUAUAUCAGCGAUAGAAUAAAAGAAGGCCUAUUAAAUUCUCAUUGUUACCA
Molecule: messenger RNA, 1610 nt
Organism: Malaya genurostris
Lineage: Eukaryota; Metazoa; Arthropoda; Insecta; Diptera; Culicidae
Exons: 2
Coding region: 139-1521 (460 amino acids)
Biological process (GO): regulation of transcription by RNA polymerase II
Cellular component (GO): nucleus
Molecular function (GO): DNA binding; protein binding
Source: RefSeq, a predicted model, not a curated record